Molecule: messenger RNA, 5144 nt
Organism: Ceraceosorus bombacis
Lineage: Eukaryota; Fungi; Basidiomycota; Exobasidiomycetes; Ceraceosorales; Ceraceosoraceae
Source: the annotation of a GenBank genome assembly
AUGCCGCCACAGGUCAGCAUUGACCUCACGGAGGCGAGUAGGCGUUCUAAGCCGUCCUGACCCAAAUAUCCCACCAUUCGCUCGCUGAUUGUGGCCCCGAUCUCUUGUGCGUCUGUGCAUGUGCCGUCCAUCUGCUGUGCGUGGCCUCAGGCACCGCGCUCUCCUCACAACGUCAUUGUGAUUUCCGACUCCGAUGAGGACAGCACAGGCAAGCGUCCAACGGCUGUCGAUUCGAGCUCGGACGACGAGCAAAUCGUUCUCACAUCCUGGAGAGGAGGGUCUAAGCAGAAGCGCCUGUCCAAUUUCGCGGGCGAGCAAGAGAUUGCCAGUACUAGCCCAAGUGCCAGCGUCAGGUCUCCCGCUCCUCACUUCGAACGCGCCACAGAUCGAGCAAGCUCAUCCAGGGCGUCAGCCCUACCCUCCGGACUAUCUGAUCGCGCAACACUUUCAGCCGAGCACGGUGAGCAUCACGGAUCAGCCCCGCAUGCCAGACGCGCCACUUCAAGAGGUGAAGUCGGCUCGGUGCAAGGGGUCGGGUUUUGCAGUCUUGCGACAUCGUCUUUAGAUCCCUCUCAAGCGAAGAAUCUCUCGUUGUCAGAGACGGCAGCUCUGGCGACAGGAUCUGCGUCACUCCCCUCGCAAGCCUCACGCAUUUGCACACUCAAGCUUGGUGAGUCAAUCUCUAGCUGCUCGAUCCGCAUGUCAGCAUACACGCGCAAGUCUGACCUUCACACCUCACUUCCUGGCGCCGCACAGGAGUGGACGCGCAGAGUAGUUCCAACGCUAUACGGGCUCAAUGUGGCAAGCAACUUCGAGUGCAUCUUUCAGGUGGUUCAUUGGCAGUGGAUGCGCCAGGCAGCAUUCACAGUUCUGGACCUGUACGCUUGGGCAGCGUCGUGGGCGCCGAGUACAGGUCGAUGAUUGACAUCGUCCACAGCAGGGCCUCUAUUCAGCUCGAGCCCUUCAUCGUAGGUGAGCAUGACCACAGCCGCCUUGACCGUUAGCAUCAUUGCGUCCACGCCCUGACCGACUCUCAUUCUACACCCUUGCAGAUGUAUCCAGCCUACCCGAAACAUUCAGCAUUGGAAUCGACCUCUCUACGACCGCUGAGCAUGCAGCUGAAUGCCUCAAACGUGUCAGAAGCCUCGUCAGUCGUCUAGCGCCUCGUGGCAAGCUCGUCUUCCUCAAUCCAAAUGGGGAUGGCCCGUCAGCUGCUGACUUUGCACAAGAAGCCCAAAAAGCCGCGCUGAGGAGAGGUGGUGCGGAUGCAUCGUAUCAUGGGACGCCAUCGCGCAUGGAGAUUAGAGACCGUACUUCUCCAUCCGUUCAUCCAUCCACGAGUGCGUCAGGAUCUGUGGAAACCCCACGCUUUCGAGGGGAUGACGGUGUCGACGAUCUAAGCCGCCUGCGUCAAGAGUUGCAGGCUGCCGACAAGACCAGACUCGUCGACUGGCGGAGGCGCAUGGGGAGCACACAAGUCUUUCACGAGGAUCUUACAAAAGCUCAAGACGUGGCCAACGCAACCGCCGCGAUAGAAGGGCCCAGGUCGCCUCCAAAGCAGAGCACGCUCAGUGCCUUUUUUGGCUCGGACCGAUCGCGUGCGCAAGGGCCGAGUCCACAGGGCGAUCACAACGUCUUGCUCCAGCACGCAUCCCGGUCGACGAAGCCUGAGCCAGGCCCCGCUGCCUCGUCCUGGAGUGCGCGUCUCGCGGAGGGGUACCAAUGGGCCACCAACGCUGUGAAUGAUGCUCUGCAAGCGCAUGUGGCCAACUCACACCGCGCUGCCUCUGCUGCUUCAGACAGUGAGUCUAUCGUGCUUGUAUGCCAGGAACACGCAGGAGCUAACGACUCCAACUAUCACCAAACAUCGUCACAAGAUCCUCUGCCUCUCCCAAGGCGGCAUGUGAAGAUCGAUGGCGAAUUUGUAGAGGUUGACGCCGAUCCAGCCGAAAUCAGCGCUCAAAUUCACCAUCCGCACGAUCGGCAAGGAGCGUCUUCGCGACCAGGUCAAUUCGAGGAACUGCUCAACACUAUGGCGCAGAAUCAAUAUCGAGGACCAGACGCAAUGUCUGCUCUGUAUGGCGAGGAAGCGGCCUUUGACGUGGCACGGCUGCCAAAGUACGCGGAUCCGGAUGCCUUGCGCCGCCGAGGCUUGGCGACGCAACUACAUACGCACCAGUUGCAGGGCCUGCGAUGGAUGGUUGCUGCCGAGCACCGCAAGAUGCCCACCACAAAAGAUGGUCAGCAGCUGCUCUGGGUGCCGCGAUGGGACGCCCGCAAGAACCUCUACUGGUGGCACUUAGCGAAGGAAGAAGCUACGCGCAGACGACCUGUGCUGCCCAGAGGCGGCAUUCUUGCUGAUGGCAUGGGUCUUGGAAAGACACUACAGAUCAUCGCUCUAUGCUUGUCUGACAAAGAUGGCGCAGGCGCCGAGAAGCUCGAAGAUAUCGCCGUGGACCCUCGUCGUUCAAACCCAGGCAUCAAGCACGAGGUGCCUCCCUCUACGCCAGCCUCCGCGUCGACGCCUCUCAAGGGGGCGAGAAUCUUCGACCUGACCUUUGAUUCCUCAUCAGGCACCGAUUCAGACUCAGAUGAGCGCGCGACGAUUAAGCGAUCAGCCAAGAAGUCGAAACUCAAACCGCAGACAGAGAAUCUCAACGUCAGGAAGAAGCAGACGAAAAGCAAAGAUCGCUGGAGUGAUACCACGCUCGUGGUGUGUCCUUUGUCUAUCGCGAACCAGUGGCUCGAGCAGAUCGAGACGCACACUCGAGGUAUAAAGGCGAUGGUUUAUCAUGGUCCAACAGCGAUCCGGCAAACCGAAAGCUUUGAGGAGUACGACAUCGUCAUCACCACUUGGGAUACCCUCAAAAAUCAGCACAAGCCGAUCCUGCAGGCGCGCGCAGCAGUCGAGCUUGAGGCCGAGUACAAUGCGACAAUCCUGCCUCUCGAGGACGAGCUGCGUGACGCAAUCGCACGUAGGAGGGAUGUUGGUCUGACGACUGAUCAGCUGGCUGAAAUAGAAGCUGACAUUGAGAUGCUCGAAAGCAGCAUUCAGCGUCUAAAAAAGGAGCUGAAAGAUGCUGCAGAAGCUGCUUUCAAGCAAGUCAAGAAAAGAAGGCAGACCCCGAAGGAUCGGUCCAGCAAACGCCGGAAAGGGAAGGCCAAAGCCUCUGCUGCGACCAGGGUUUAUGAGACGGACAGUGACUUUGGCGCUUCAGACGACGACCUGCCACUGUCUGACACAGCUUCGGCUGCGGAUGUUCCAAGAUCUCCAGGAGCACUGGCAAACGACUUCCAUCAAGCGUCAGGUCUGCUAUACACGACGCUAUGGAGGCGCGUUGUGCUUGACGAGGCACAUACAGCUCGCAAUCACAAGACGGCCGUCUUCAACUCGAUCACUGACCUCCAGACCGAACGCAAGUGGAGCGUGACCGGCACGCCGAUCGUGAACGGCACAAAGGACCUGGGCACACUAUGUGCGUGGCACGGUUUAGAGCCCUUCUGUGACGAUGCCAGAGCUUGGACGAACGGCAUAGAGCGCAGUAUCCGCCACAACAGUGGCAACGGUACGCGCCUGCUCAAUGCCAUCGUGCAGACUCUGGUUCUGCGCCGAGUCAAGGCGAUGAAAGGCGACGAUGGACGUGCGCUGGUGGAACUUCCACAAAUCGACGUGUUCCAACACACUAUACCUCUACGCGAAGCUGACAGAACCUACUACGAGCUUUGCGAGCGCGCGAUGCAGGAACACGUCCAGAUUUGGAUUCAACGAGGGGUCCUGCGUGAAGAGCGGUCAAACGUUCUCGUCUUCCUGAUGUGGCUCCGACAGCUCUCUUGCCACAGAAGCUUGGUAUCUCCUGACCUACUAGAGCAGCUCAAGACGCACGACUGGUCGAAGCGCGCAGAAAUUGCCAGCAAUUCUGCAAGACUGUCUGCAAUGGACAGAGAGCGACUUCAGGCCAAGCUCGAAGCCGCCGUCUCCGCCAGCGAAGAGUGUCCUAUCUGCUUGCAAGCUCUCUUCACUAACGAGCCCGUCAUUACACCGUGCUCGCACGUGUUCUGCAAAGAGUGCAUCUCAACUAUCAUCGCGGGACCCAGCGCUAAAUGUCCGCUAGAUCGCAAGCCCUUGAGUAAAGCUAUGGAGCUGGUCGCGCUCCCGCCUCCCCAGGCCGAGAAGACCGAACAAGCUUCGCCGGUGAUCCCUAGCGAAAGUCAGGAUGCGCAUUGGACGGCAGAGGGUGGAAGCGCAAAGCUUGACGAGAUACUACGCAUUCUGCAAGGCUUGGAGGAACAAGACCCUACAGAGAAGAUCCUCAUCUUUUCCAACUUCGCCAAGCAUCUAGACGUCAUAUCGAAGCGACUCAAAGAGGAGGACAUUCCUCAUUGCCGCUUUGACGGAAGCAUGAGCAAGCAGCGUCGCGAGCUCAGCCUUGCGAGCUUUCGCCGACCGUUGGCUGCAGAGAGCAUACGUCUUCGGAGACCUUGUGGGCCGAGCACCGUGCCCGCCGUGACCGCCGGAGCAGCUGAGCAGAAGGGAUCUUUUCGCGUGCGCCGCUUACUUGCCGAAUUGGACCUGCGCCGUGCUCAAGGCAACUCUACGAACCAGCGUCGGGGAUCACGAGGUGUGUCGGCGAUCAGUCAAGCAGCGAAAGACGAACAAGAGGGCAUUGGCACCACUGUUCCGCGCGUCAUGCUACUCACUAUUGGAGCAGGAUCACUGGGUCUCAAUCUGACAGCAGCCAGCGUUUGCAUCAUCGUUGAUCCGUGGUGGCAGAGCGCCAUCGAGCAGCAGGCCGUUGAUCGUAUCCACAGAAUUGGACAGACUCGUCCGUGCAAAGUCUUUCAUGUGAGUCCGUGGUGCCCAGCAUUGCCAAAGACGACACACAGCGCGGCUUUCUGACUGACCUUUGCCCCGCCUCCUUGACUGCACGCAUCCACAGUUCAUUGCUCAGCGCACGAUUGAGAACCGCAUGCAGGACAUUCAACGGCAAAAGGAGCAACUCACUGCCACGGCUUUCCAAAGCUUCACCGCUAAUGGCCGCCGAGUUGCUGAAUCUCGAGCGAGACGUGAGACUGGGCUCGGCGAUCUCGCACAGCUUUUGGGGCUCUCUGCAGACUAUGUGCGCAUGGCGCGCGAGCAGCAAUAG